AUGGCAGAAGCACUAGCAACAGCUUUCACAGAUAAUCUCAUGACGUGUAGCAUCUGUCUGGGAGAGUAUGAGGACCCCCGUGUCCUGCCUUGCUACCAUACAUUUUGUUUCGGUUGUAUAUCUGGCUAUGCCUCGAAAACUAUAUCUCGGGAAUGGACAUUUUUCUGCCCUCUUUGUAAAGAACGGAUACAAUUGCCAAGAGAAGGACUCGUGAGAUUAAGAAAAGAUUUCCGUGUUCACAAAACGAAAGAGAUUCUGAGUCAGAGACAGCAGCAUGAGGUCUCAACUACAAUCAGAGAAACAAAUGUUACUAGUGUGACACAAGCCAUUGCACAGGGGGCAAUCUGUUGUGAGAAACAUCCUAAUAAUGAAUCAAAAUAUUACUGUGAAGAUGACGAUACUGUAAUAUGCUGUGAAUGUAUAUUAACAGAACAUAGUGGGCAUCGUAUUUCAUCGAUUGAGCAAACUGCAAAAUGCAAUAGAGAUAAAAUUAAAUUUGCUCUUGUGAAAGCCAGGAAAAGAUUCAACAAUAUAGAAGAGGCAGUUAUAAAGGGACAGACAGUUGUUAUGGGAACAGUCAAUGAAUCAAGCGACUCUCAAAUCAGGGCAGCCACUAUCGAAUGCAUCAAAAAAGAAGUUCAGAGCAUGUGCAAAUUAAUUUACCAGAGGGGAGAGACACUGAUAUCAGAGGUGAAUUCUGCUUACGAUGAAAGAAAGAAGCAGAAUGAGGCAAACAAGCACAACCUUGAUCUCCACCAUGCCUCCCUGCAAAGUGCCUGUGACUUUGCCCAGGAACUUAUCACUAAUGGCACAGACUUAAAUAUCAUAGUUCAUGCAAAAUCUCUGACAGAGAGACUGGCAGCAAUGAAUGAAACACUUGUCUCAUCUCUAAACAGGCCUACAUUGAUAUCAUACAGCCCAAGUAAAAUAUCUACUGCUGAACUAGAAACCAUGUUAGGACAGGUGACAGUACAGUCACAAAUAACAUUAGGUCCAGCUCCUGUUUUCUUAAAUAAGACAGAAUGUGUGCAUUCCUUCAGUUCCAAGCUGAAACAUGAUAGAGUAGUGUGUAUAUCUGGGUUGACCAUAGAUGAGGAACACGUGUUUGUAGUGGAUAAAGGAAAUGGCAAAACAAAAAUAUUCACACAUACUGGAAAGUUUAAAUUUGACAUUAGACAAAACAAUCCAUUUGAUGUGACAGUGUCACAGACUGGUCAGCUGUAUAUAACAUCACAGGGUGACAAAUGUGUCCAAGUGUACUCCACCAGAGGUCAGCACCUAACAACCAUGGGUCAAAAUCAACUUGAGGCCCCGUGUGGUAUCACAAUGAGCAAUGAAGGUCAUGUGAUGUAUGGCACAGAAGGCAGUGGUGAUGGUCUGCUGAGGUCAGUAGAUACAGUGUGCACAGACAGCUACGGGCACAUCUUCAUUAGUGACUUUCUUUGCCACAAGGUAGUAGCACUGAGUCCACAGGGAAAGUUUAUCAGAUACAUUGCAUCACAGCUAGAUGGGUUGCAGGAUCCAAAUGCAUUAGCCAUCAACUCUGCUGGCCAGCUGGUGGUGGCAGAAGGACAGGGAAAAGUUAAGACAUUCCAAUAUUUACAGUAA
Lingula anatina is the source of this 1608-nucleotide messenger RNA. RefSeq names its product tripartite motif-containing protein 2-like. Lineage: Eukaryota; Metazoa; Brachiopoda; Lingulata; Lingulida; Lingulidae. The record is from RefSeq and is a predicted model, not a curated record.